Messenger RNA from Saccostrea echinata, 2888 nucleotides. Its product is annotated as solute carrier organic anion transporter family member 2B1-like. NCBI's taxonomy places the organism in Eukaryota, Metazoa, Mollusca, Bivalvia, Ostreida, Ostreidae. The record is from RefSeq and is a predicted model, not a curated record. Gene Ontology annotation, biological process: sodium-independent organic anion transport; transmembrane transport. Gene Ontology annotation, cellular component: membrane. The coding region runs from base 12 to 1982 and encodes 656 amino acids. Gene Ontology annotation, molecular function: protein binding. The transcript has 9 exons.
UUAUCGUGACGAUGUCUACAGACACCAAUGAGCAGUGUGGGGCGGGUUGUUUCAGACCCUCCUUCCUACAGCGGUGCGCGAGAGUCGGGGUUUUUGUGGCUCUCUAUAGCCCGGCCUCACUCUGUACCUCUGCCAUUUCCGUGUACAUGUCCUCCCAAAUCACCACUCUGGAAAAACAGUUUGGCUUCACUAGCACUCAGAGCGGAUUCCUCAUGAGCUGUAACGACAUUGGUUUUCUACUUACAACGAUCUUCGUCGCCCAUCUUGCAAGAAAUGUCCACAUUCCCAGAUCCCUUUUCUUUUCCACAUUUUUGUUCGGAAUUUCCGGGAUCUUCUGCUCUCUGGCAUACUUCCUCGCACCUGACAAUCAGGAAGAACAAAAUCUUGGUUCUUCCAAUUCUUCCUCGGAAAAAUCUAAUUUGUUUCAAAAUUUCCACCAUCAGCUUUGCUCACAGUCGAACAAUACUCCCGCAGAAAGCUGUGAUCCCAAAAUGGUUAAGAUUGGUGCACCAACAGAAUUUACCACAGUGGCUAUCGUUAUUAUUGCCGCAGGGAUGAUGGUACAGGGGUUUGGGAAAGCCCCCAGACAGCCCUACAUUAUUACUUACAUAGACGACAAUGUACCCAAACGGAAGACCGCCUGCUAUAUAGGUAUAAUCAUGGCGGUGGGAAUUUUUGGGCCUGGGCUGGGCUUUGGUCUCGGGGCUCUUUUUAGUCAAAUGCAUGUCACACUGCAAGAGGUUAGGAUCAGUGUACGGGAUCCCCGAUGGAUUGGGGCAUGGUGGCUGGGGUUCAUUGUGUUUGGGGCGCUAGCUGUUAUCGUGUCCAUUCCCCUAAUGUGUUUCCCGAAAAGGAUGCCGGGAAGAAAACAGAGGGCGUUAUCAAAGAAAGCGGAAGCUGAGUCGUCCCCAAAAAGUGGAUUUAGGGAGGGCGCAAAGGACCUGAUAAGGAAGAUAAUCCGGAUCCUGUCUAACGCCCGAUUUACGCUGAAUCUGUUGGGGACGUGCCUGGUUCUAUUUCUUGUCGGGGGUUUCCUUGCCUUUACACCGAAAUACUUGGAGACUCAGUUUUUUGUUCCAGCAUACUACGCCAAUGCUUUACUAGGUGUGACGAUACUUGUGUCCACGAGUUGUGGGACAUUAGUUGGGGGUUUUCUGACCACAUAUAAGAAGCUCCACCCCUACACGUGCAUCAAACUGGUGGGCGCCAUUAAUCUGUUCUCCAUCAUCGUUCACGGACUGGGAUUCGUUCUGGGAUGUCAGAACCCUGCCAUUGUUGGGCUUGACAAUGCAGUGAGCAAUUCCACUUGCUUGAAUGCCUGUAACUGUGACAGUAAGGAAUACCUUCCAGUCUGUGGUUCGGAUAAUAGGAAUUACCUGACGCCCUGUCAUGCUGGAUGCGGACAGAAUAUUCAAGGACCUGAGGGCUUUAUCUACACAAACUGCACAUGUAUCGAGGGAGGAGGAACGGCCACCCCCGGGUUGUGUAAGACCGACUGUGAAAUGUUUUGGCCUUUCUUGAUUGUCAACACCGUCUCCUCAUUAAUCGUCUCUGUCUGCAUCGUUCCCGGUAUUAUGUUCAGUGUCAGGUGUGUGUCAGAUGAGGAUAAAUCGGUCGCUAUUGGAGUAUCCUCCCUCUUUCAGACAACUUUUGGAUGGAUGAUAGGACCAGUUAUAACCGGUAAAAUCAUCGACACCUGUUGCAAACUCUGGAGCUCAAGUUGUUAUGGAAAGGGCGCAUGCGCAUUAUACGACAUAGAAGACUUCCGCUUUAAAAAGUACACUGUUGAAAUUAUCGCUAAAUGUAUUGUGGUUAUGUUUUAUGGGGUUGUUAUAUGGAUUUCUAGAAACAGAACAGACUGGAGUACGGAGGAUGAAGAGAAAAAUGACGUUCCAGAAAAAGAAGAACUGAUGAACGGAAGUGAGAAAACUAAAGUGAAAUUCGAAAUUAGUGAUCCGAUCGUGAAAAACAGAAAAUCAUAAGUCUUAGAAUACAUGUAGUUUACCCUCAUCCAGCUCAUCAUUUUAGACUUCAUUUUUCAAAAAGUUAUAUGUAUUACCAAAUGUAUACAUCUGGCGGAAUUAUGCUAAGUUUACCAAAGAGACUUUGUUAUCAAGAGAUUACGGAACUAGUAGGGAAGUAGAAAAUGGAAUAUAAGUUAGAGAUAAAUGGAAUGUAAGUUAGAGAUAAAUGUUACAUUAACGAUUAUACAGAUACAUGUAGAACCAAGUUCCUAGGAGCUAUUUUCGAUUAAAUAUAAGUAUUAAGUAUAUUUUUUGAAGAAAUAAAUACUACUGUAUUUACAGUACUUAAUAAUCUACAUCAGGGAAGGAGGUUUCUUACCUGUUGAAGGAUAUAUUUCUGGUCUUUUUUUUAAUUCUCUAAGUGCAUCGCAUAAUUUUGACCUGACAAAAAAAAAUCAUUAGGAAGAAGGGAGGGUACAGCCUCAUAAAAAUUCCUAGACAAGCAGAAAAUGGUCCAAGACGUUAUUAUUGAGGAGUAACAGUCGUAAAUUUUCCCUUUUGUUCGAUGUAGGAUAUGUAAUUACAAACUGAAAAUAAGAUUUAUUUUCUGCUUUUAAUUGUGCUGGCAAAAUUAUUGGGAGGGGGAGGCGGUUCCAACGUACGUGCCCCUAGAUAUUAAUGAUAAUAGGGUUCAAAGUGUGAAACUCGGAGAAACUUUAUGUGUAAGAGUAAAACAUGUUCGUCAAUAGUCAUGACAAAAUUUUAUGUAUAUUUUGUUAUGCUAUACAUAUAGCUACUUUUAUGCAUGAUACUAAAUCGGGUGUACAUACUGUCUUGUAUUUUUAUACUUGAAUGAAAUGAUUUCACAAAAUUAUAUAAAGAAUUAUUUUAUAAAGUAUUUUUAUACCAAAGAUUAUUUUUAUU